Acaulospora colombiana is the source of this 561-nucleotide messenger RNA. The record is from the annotation of a GenBank genome assembly. NCBI's taxonomy places the organism in Eukaryota, Fungi, Glomeromycota, Glomeromycetes, Diversisporales, Acaulosporaceae.
GAUGUCUGCGUUAUGAACGCUGAAGAAAAAUUUUUGGUGCAUUUACGACAAUUGCACCAAGACUUUCCAAAUUUGAAAAUAGUCUUAGAACACGCUACCACCAAAGCGGCUGUCGAAACGGUAAAAGCCCUCGGCGAUAACGUUGGAUGCACCAUCACCAUACACCAUCUUCAACUUGUUGUGGAUGAUUGGGCAGGUCAAUGCCAUAACUUCUGUAAACCGGUUGCCAAAUUCCCUCAUGACCGUCAAGCUUUGCGUGAUGUUGUUCUUGAAGAAUGCGCUCAUGCUUGUGCUGGCGUGUUUACGACUCCUUUGGCUCUUCCAUAUCUUGCCACUUUAUUGGAUUCAUUCGGGGCGAUUGACAAACUACGUGGAUUUGCUUGUGAGAAUGGCAAAAGAUUUUAUAAUGUCAAGGAGAAUGAAGAAAAGAUUCGCGAAAUUACCCUGGUCAAGCAAUCAUUUUCUGUUCCUGAAUGCUAUUCAUUUGGAGAGGGUCUUCGUCAAGGCAAAGUUAUUCCAUUUUGGGCAAAUAAAGAUUUGACUUGGAAGAUUGUCGAUUGA